Numida meleagris (helmeted guineafowl) is the source of this 6583-nucleotide messenger RNA. RefSeq names its product mal, T-cell differentiation protein (gene MAL). NCBI's taxonomy places the organism in Eukaryota, Metazoa, Chordata, Aves, Galliformes, Numididae. Gene Ontology annotation, biological process: myelination. Gene Ontology annotation, molecular function: structural constituent of myelin sheath. The coding region runs from base 4930 to 5790 and encodes 286 amino acids. Gene Ontology annotation, cellular component: membrane. The transcript has 4 exons. The record is from RefSeq and is a predicted model, not a curated record.
GGCCUACUGGGAGGCCUUGAGGCUGGUCAUCCUUGAGGGUAAGAUGACACAUGAUCUAGACUGUGAGCAGCCAAUAGGCUAACACAUUGGCCUAGAUGUCUUGAAGCCCAAAAGGAUGCCUGAGGGCCUAGAGACCUAGAGGCCAGCUUAGAAGACUCGAGAUCCAGACAGAGGUCUAGAGUCCAACAGGAUGAAUGGCCUAGAGGGCGGCAUACAGGCGUAGAGGAAGGCCAAGAGGACAACCAAGAGGCAUACAUGUCUAGCAGCCUUCAGGCCCAAGGGGAGGCCCAAAUCUUAGAGUCCUAGAGGCAUUCAGGCACAAAGGUAGCCCUGGAGGCCUGUAUGCUGGACACCUAUGGGAGGUGUUGAGCCUUUGAGUGACAAAGGCCAAGAGAACUAGAGGCCAGAACAUGUCAACCAGACUUUGUGGGUUUUCCACUCUGAAUGAGAAUCUGUGAAAUAGAACCUUUAGUUUUGAAUUUCCUCGUCCCUUUAUAGUGAUUCAGCCAUCAAAGUUACUUGAAUUUCAGAUCUGGAUCCAGAGUUCUCUUGAAAAUGGUUGAUAGCAGAACUCAAGAGUUCAGAUGUGAGUGUAACUGGUUUUCAGGAUAUUCAAAAGGAAGGUCUGAAUUUUGAAUAUGAAAAUUAUUUCCAUAAUAAUUAAAUUGAAGGCUUUCUAGGGACUGGUAUGCUAUGCGAUAACUUCCCCUUUCAGCAAAAUGAGCUGUUCCUUCUUAAUCAAGGCAAGUGAGCUGUAUAAAUCUGUAGGCUGAGUGUGGUCUGGUUUCUGGCCACAUGGGGACAGACUGUAUUCGUCAAAUAAGGCACUAAGUCCUAUGUGGAAUGAGUUAAUCAAAGAUGCUCAGUGCCAUACUAUUAUCUGUCUCUGGAAGGUCUAAGGAUAAAAGUUAAUCCUACUCAGUACAAAUCAGAUACAAAAAUAUAUCCACUGAAGUAGCACAGAGGAGAUCAGAAAAAAUACAUGCAUAUAUUUCAGAUGCAGCAUAGGAAAAAAAAAUGUCAUUAUUGUAGUGUUCAUAUUUUUAAAAUGUACUUCAAGUUAGGAGUUUGAAGCAAUGUAUAAAGUAGCAGCUAGAGCCUGCCAGGAGCUUCAGCCCUACAAAAAAAACGUGGAGGAGAAAACUUGAAAGGGAAGGCUUGACAGAGCAAGAACAAACAAUGUGCUGUGAGGCCUCUCAAUCACAUUCAUAGAUUUGGACCACACAGACUUAAUGGCAAUCAGCUAAAACCUUCUGAGUGUAAAGAUUUUCUUUUUCACAUCACAUCUUGCAGACACACUGUUUGCAGGACUGCAUAAUGAGGAACUGUUGGCCUCUACUGCAGGACUGAACGACUGAUGUCCCUGUCACACCACCUGGAUCCUUUGGUCAACACAGUGGGGAUGUUUUGACCUGUAAGUGGUUACCCUGCCAUCACUUAGUUGCAUGCUUCUUGUUCCCAUGUGAAUUACCACUCACAUGGGUCUGUUAGUACUGCCAGGUGACUGGCUUAGCAUCCCACUGCUCCUAAAAGAUCCAUGAACACUUGCUGACAUACCUUUGCCAGGCUUCUUCCAUUUUAUUAAAAAAUACGGUUUCAUUUAACUUCUCACAAAUCAAUGGUUUGUCAGAGAACCACAAAAGCCUGCAAGCCUUUCCAGCUGAUGGUAAAUUUCUGAGCAUAUUCUGCCAUCUUGUGGGUUUAGAAGAACUUUCACUCUAUCUGUGACAUAAAAGUUUUGCUUGUGGACUCUCUGACUACUGAAAAAAUGAAACACUAAGUCUAGUUAUGCACCCUCUUCUGCAGGAAGUCUGGAGGACAUGUGUAAACCUUAAUGGGACUGCUCUAAACCUCUUCUUGUGUGCCUGCAGUUGGACUGGCCUAGUUUGAAUUUGUUAUCUACUCAUUACUGGAGGAAGGUAUCAAAGCACACGGGGGUUUCUCCUGCUUUUGGUCAUGCUAUGGAAUGCCCAGCUAAGCAUAAGCUUGCAGCAGCACUGCCUCUACAUUCAAAGAUUUACCAGAGGUCCAGUAAGGAAGUACAAGGUUGGAAGCCAAGGACUCAGCAUGCAACCCCUGCUAACCCCAUUUAACCCCAUCUAACCCCACCUAUGGCCUUGUGGGUGGCCUCAGACAAGGCUCUGUUGAAAGAGAAAAAAGCCAGUAAUUUCUGAUUGAUAAUCUCAUGUCUAUCCUUUCUUAAAGUGCCAAACUCUACAUGGAUUUGCUCUGUGUAAAUGAAGCAAAAGCAACCGCUGGAACAUUAACUGCCCUGUCCCACAGAGCUGGCUGGUUGUGCAAUAGUUAAAGCACGGCAAACCUGGCUGAAACAGUGGGAGACUGGAAAGAGUCACCGUGACUUGAUGUCAUUCCUGACUGAGUGGCAACAAUACCUUCAAGAAGACGUACUUAUUUUCACACCCAUGCAUACCAUCAGCCUUAUUGGUUUUUGGGGGGCAGGUGAUUUUUUGGGUCUUUUUAGGUAACGUCAGCUGAAGGCAGUGUAAGAGUUCACUUCCUUCAGGCUACUUCACUUAAGAUCUUCUGCAGAUUUUGUGUCAUUGAUUCUACAACAUGGAAGAUCUCCUUUCAGCUAUUCAGUUUGUUUUUAGAUUUGCUCAGUUUAAAAACACAGUAAAAGAGGAAGAUUUCCUGAGGACAUUUGUGUGUGAUAAUACACAACAGUAAGACUGUCACAUCUUUAGUGUCAGGACUCUUUUCAAGUGGAUUUCAUUGGUGCUCUCCGACAGUGGGGAAGCCAUGUGGUCUUUCCUGCCAUUCCAGAAUUUAGAAGGGAGUAUUUUGGUGAGCAUAAGUUUAUCCACUUAUUCCCCUAUUUAUUACUUUCCUUCCUUGUUGUUUCCAGACCUAAUGCCCUUCCUCUGUUUCCUAAUAUCUCCAUUCUCUCUGUGUCCUCAAGUACUGAACAUUCAGAAAACUGUGUUCCAUCAUGUCCACAUAUCCCUUUGGGUACACAGUUAACAUGGCGCAUCAGGUGUCUGAGCCUCCUGAAUCAGAGCUCAGCUGCAAGAAAAACUCCAUGUACUGCCCAGGGCAGCUGUUCCCUCCAGACUGAGCAGCCCCAUACAUAGUCCCUGGGCCUUUCCCUCAGCCGUGGAAGCCUGAGGUCAAAGGAGUAGCUGAUGCCCAUCCCCACUAGCUCUCAGCCUGGCCACCACCUCUGUGCCAAGCCCUGCACCCCUCCCUGCUACGGCUCUGCUGGUUGAAACCCAGAUUUUUUUGCUGCUGUCAUGUCAGCUUCUUCCUGGUCCUUCAAGAAUCCCCAGGGGAAUGCAGCUCCUUUCAGUCUUUCAAGGCUCCUACUUGGCAGGCGGUUGGACUGGGCCAGCUCUUCCCAGUAAGCUGCCCCAGGUACAGGUUGUGUUGUGAGGGCAGUGCCCCAGUUUCACCCCUGGGUGUGUGCUGGGGCCAGCGUUGCACAUUCAUAUAUAUUUAUGUCUAUAAAUAUCUGAAGGGAGGGUGCAGGCAGAGCCAGGCUCUUUUCAGAGGUGCCCAGUACAAGGACAAGAAGCUAUGAGCACAAACUGGAACACGGAGGAGCCCCCUGGCCAUCAGGCAGCACUUCUGGGCUGUGCACUGAUGGAGCACUGCCAAUCGUUAUUGCACUCAUUGCCCCAAAUCUGUGUCCUGUAGUUCAGGACAGGCAUUUACUCCAUCCCUGAUGAGCUCUCGCCAUUCCCACCUGACUGCCAAUGCGCUAAAAAAGCAACCAGAGUAUCAAGUUGCUCAAGUUGUACAUAGAAGAGCAAUAAAGCUGGUGAAGGGACUGGAAGACAAGGCAUUUGAGGAGCGGCUAGGCGAACUGCAGUUGUUGAGUCUGGAGGAGACCCUAUCACUCCCUCUAAGUUCUGGAAAGGAUGCUGCAGUGUGGAGGAUGUCAGUCUCUUUUCACAGGUGGUAAGUGAUAGGAUGUGAGGCAAUGGCCUCAAGUUGUGCCAGGGAAGGUGUAGACUGGAUAUCAGUUAGAUUUUCAACAUGGAGAACUGGAAAAGGUUGCCAAGGCAGGUGGUGUCCCUGGAGGUAUUAAGAGAUGUAUGGAUGAGGCCCCCUGAGGGACAUGGUUUGAUGAUGAGACUCUGUAGGUCAAGGUGACAGUUGGACUUGAUGAUCGUGAAGCCUCCUUCUAGAUCAUCAUGAUCUAGACCUAGAUCAUUCUACGAUUCCAAAGAUCUGCAACCAACUCACAGAUACCAUAAUUACACCUCCUGCAGCCUCACCACCAUGCUCAGGGCUGCUCAGUACACCUGUCCUGCCCCAGAGCUAAGCAGCAGCAGUUGCUGCUGUCACAGAGAACAAAGCGCAGACAACUGAAUGUCUCCCACUGCCACUGCAAGCAGGCUGGUUAGGGCUGCUUGGGCCAGAACCGACAGCAUGUUAUCAGAGGCAAGCAGUCCUACCUCCUGCUCUAGACCCCACACGAAAGCUUUGUGGCUGGCAGCAGCUGCCACAGUAUGAGCACCAUUCACAGGCUGACACGGACAUUUCUUCUGCAGGUUGCUGGUUUGUGGCAGCGGAUGGCCACAAUGGUCACAUUGUUCCUUUCCAUUUAUUGAUAUUUUACAUCUUUGGCCUCCAACGCUGUGAUUUUGCUGGGCAUGAGUUGAGUGUGGUAAUUAGAAUCAAACACUCCAUAUAAAGGGAAGAGGAAAUGACUCACUCCCAUGAACUCCAGGCUAAAAAAGUAGAACAGAGGAAGCCAAAUGGUUUGGUAAAUCUCAUUAUUUUAGUCCUUUUUCAUUACUUUGGCCUAUCCAGUAUCCUGAGAUGACUAAGAUGGUGGCCCUACAACUGCCCCUAACCAUCCCAGGAUGCAUGGCCCCUCUAUGGGACAUCUCCCAGCCCUGAGCUGGUAGCUAGUACUCCUUGACUUGCUCUGCCACCUGCCAUUGUGCUGUCUGUGGCCAGCUCAUGUGGGUGGGGGACAAGCUGAAGUGCUGUGCAAACAGAGGGGAUGAGAGAUGCUGCCCAGCACAAUGGGCACAGAUCAUCCUUGUUGGCCUUGGAUGUAAACCAGCGCCACCCACCACCACCCAAGGACAUGCCCUGUGUGGUGUGUCCCUGCUUGUGACAGAAACGCCCCAGGGCUGCCCACAACUCUUGAAAACCUCCUGUGGGUCCCCACCAGUCACACAGUUAUACCUGGUCACAGGCUCUGGCCACAUCUGUGGCACUCACAGCUGUCUUUGCCUGCCAGUAGGAAGGAGGGAGGGAAGAGGAGGAAGGAGGGGAGGGAAGGAGGAAGAGAGAGAGGGAGGAAAGGAGGCUGUAUUUGGCAGCUGCCCCCAGAGAGGCCAACCGUCACUGCGGGAGAGCUUCGCAAUGUCCUCAGCAACUUCCAGCACCUCUUUACCCAGCGGCCUGGCCGUCUUCACAACUUUUCCAGAUGUUCUCUUCAUCCCCGAAAUGAUCUUUGGGGGCCUUGUCUGGAUCCUCAUUGCCUCAUCGAGAGUCCUAGCACCUAAUCUGCAAGGCUGGGUGAUGUUUGUCUCUGUGUUCUGCUUUGUCUUGACCACCGCACUCCUGUUCCUCUACAUGUGCGGGGUGCAUGGGGACAGCAGCUCCUGGGUCACCCUGGAUGUCGUCUGCCAGCAGACAGCAGCCCUGUUCUACCUCAGUGCUGCUGUGAUGGAACCCAUUGCUACCUCUAUCCUACGUGGGAUUCUGACUAUUUACCAGGAGAAUAUUUCUGCCUCGGUAUUUGCAUUCAUAGCUACUCUGUUGUACGUGAUCCAUGUUAUAUACUCUCUCCGCCGAUGGAAAUCAUCCUAAUGAUCUGUCCUUCCAUGUUGUGUCUUGUGGUCACCCCACAAACACAGAAGUUGUCCAACGACUGCAGUUUCCAGGCUGGGAUUAGGGUUUGUUUUUUAAUGUAUAUACUAUAAACAAGCAGCUUUUUUAUGUGGAACCAUGGCAACAAAGACCAAGAGCCUGUCAGCUGGCAUGAUCUAUUUUUCUUCAGUCUCUUGGUUGGGUACUGCUUGAUGAUGGUAACUGGGGCCUCGGCAGAAAACCCAGCUUAAAUUAGAACAAUGCAGCUGGAUUCAAAAUGUCAAAAUCUCCCUGAACCCUUAUGCACCCUUAUGCCUCCACAGUUGUAACUGCUGUCAGAGGAAGCAUGAACAACAGGUGCUAAACAGCAUGAGCAUGAAACUUGGUCAUUUUGGUUGACAUGCACCUGUGUAAGCCUCUUUGCCUUCCUCACCUGCUGUGCCAAAAGAAUUUUCCAUGCCAUUUCUGGAAAUGCCACUUGUGACUUGUGAGGAGGAGCAGAGGCAAUAGUUAACUUGCCUCCGGGACAAUGAGUUCCCUGCAACACCUGAAGGGUACUGCUGAAUAAUAAGGCACAACUAUAACCCCAGGAAUUACUGCUGCCGUGAAUUUCCCCAUGAAACAAAACUAAGAAAAUGUGCCGUAGAUACUACAGAAGAAUUAUAUGGAUAAUUAGAAUAAUGUCUCAGAUAAGCAGAAGCAAUCAGUUCUCGUCUUCGGCACGUGACUGUUCUCACAUAUACUGGCACUGUCUCACUAAUAAAGAUGGAUUUCCUGUGAUUUUGCAACCAAA